UAGCGCUUCAUUCAGCUCAAAAAAAGAAAAAAAAAAUCUUGGUCCUCCUCAUCCACUACACUACGCUAAUCGUAAGCAACGUGUCGGUAAACCAAACCCAGUGCGUAUCACGCACCCCUUUCCAUUUCCAUUUAUCAUUCUCACCGUUUCCUUCAACUACUUCACUUCGCAACCGCCACCACAACCCUCGCAUCAUCCAAAUUCAUUGUUUAUCGCUUUGAUUCGUUGGUUUUUCAACUUUUACCAACAUUCUCUUCUUCUUGUGUAUUUGAUUCCUGUUACUUUCUUUUAGGUUAGUCUUUUCGCUCCUCGAUUCGUUUUCUCUCCAUUAGAUUUGCGAGUUUAAGUGAAACCCAAACGGAAACCCUACGCCAGUUGUAAAAGUUUGUUAGUUUUUGUUGUAGAAGAAUCUGUUCUUUGUCUUCUAUUUUUGUUUUGAAAUAUAGUAGAGGUAGAUUCAGAUUCCUUCAUCGAUGCUUUGAUUCGAUUGAGUCCUUGUUGUUUAAAUUAGAUUUGUGAUUGUAAGUGAAACCCUAAAGAUCAUGGAAAGUUAGUGAGUUUUAUUGAGGAAGAAGAUGUCUGUGGAAAGGUCGUUUGAGGCAUGGGAAGAGGUGCAGCGUCACGGGCAGGACCUGGCUGACCGGCUUGCCCAGGGUUUCAGCGGAUUAAUUCAUACGCAUAUAAAUUCUACGCAAUUCUCGUGGCCGAACCCUCCGCAAUCGAAGCUCUUUGAUCUGGAGUUUCCAACGCAGAGCUUCGGGAAGAGGGACUUCGCUUUGGCGACUCAGGAGUACGGGAUCAAUGGCGUGUCGGCGAUUUUUGACAUCGGGAACAGGAUCGGGCAGGCUGGGGCGGACUUUGGGGCCAGCUUGAAUGGCCUGGUUCAGCAGUUUUUCCGGUCGUUGCCGGUGCCAGUGCCGUUCAAGCAUGAGGAGAGUUCGGUGAGGGUGGAGGGUGGGGAUAAGGGGUGGCAGAGAGGAGGAGUCGGGAUUGCUGUGCCGGAGGAUUUGGGGUUGGGGUCGCUUAGCGAGAGGUUGAAAAAUCAUGGGUUUGCUGAGAGUGUUAGUGGCGCUAGCGGUGGAAGUGCUGAGGAAGAGGGUGGUGGUGGGUUUAACGUUGGCUCUAUUGGUCUUCUGGGCAGGCGUCAGGGGAUAAUAAAUUUUACAUCAACUUAUGAUAGCAGAACUCAAGAAGUGGAAGGUUCUUUAGUUGCAAGGGGAGAUUUGUGGAGACUAGAAGCAUCACAUGGUGGUUCUACUACUGGAAAUGAAAAUUCAUCUCUUUUCUUAGUUCAGCUUGGACCUCUUCUCUUUAUCCGUGAUUCAACACUCCUCUUGCCUGUUCAUUUGUCAAAGCAGCACUUGUUGUGGUAUGGCUAUGAUAGAAAGAAUGGAAUGCAUUCCCUUUGUCCUGCAGUGUGGUCAAAGCACAGAAGGUGGUUAUUAAUGUCGAUGCUUUGUUUGAAUCCCGUAGCUUGUUCAUUUGUGGAUCUUCAAUUUCCUAAUGGGCAACUAACCUACGUAUCUGGUGAGGGUCUAAGUACCAGUGCUUUCCUUCCUGUUUGCGGAGGUCUUCUUCAAGCUCAGGGUCAAUAUCCUGGGGAAAUGAGAUUCAGCUUUUCAUGCAAGAACAAGUGGGGAACAAGAAUAACACCAAUGGUACAAUGGCCUGACAAAUCAUUUUCUUUGGGUCUUGCUCAAGCCUUGGCCUGGAAGCGAUCUGGUCUCAUGGUGAGACCAUCCGUUCAAUUCAGUUUGUGUCCUACUCUUGGGGGAAGCAAUCCAGGGUUGCGGGCAGAGCUCAUUCAUUCAGUUAAAGAGAAACUUAAUCUAAUUUGUGGAUGUGCUUUCAUGACCUAUCCUUCUGCAUUUGCUUCAGUAUCUAUUGGAAGAUCAAAGUGGAAUGGAAAUGUGGGGAACUCAGGUCUUGUUCUAAGAGUUGAUGUACCUCUCUCCACCGUUGGGCGCCCUUCCUUCUCCAUUCAAAUAAAUAGUGGCAUUGAGUUUUGAUAGCGUUCUAGUGUUUGGUACGAUCUGUUUAUAUUUUGCAUGAAGUGUACAUAGGUUUGAUUCCUGGAACAGUAAUUGCAGGAAAUCCAGAAGAAGAAGAAAAAAUCCUAACAACAAAGCUUACAGUCUUAUGUGAAUAGAAAGUUCUGCCUUGGUUGGUAGUGUAUUAGUUUGUCAUUUUGGAGCUUUGUACUUACUAUUGAAUUUCUAACUAUUUUGCAGGCUUUAACUUCUAGAAGUUCGAUUCCAAAUAUUGUAGGAUUUCUCAUUGUUA
Messenger RNA from Vigna umbellata (rice bean), 2283 nucleotides. RefSeq lists its product as uncharacterized. NCBI's taxonomy places the organism in Eukaryota, Viridiplantae, Streptophyta, Magnoliopsida, Fabales, Fabaceae. The record is from RefSeq and is a predicted model, not a curated record.